This is a messenger RNA of Auanema sp. JU1783, 858 nucleotides long. NCBI's taxonomy places the organism in Eukaryota, Metazoa, Nematoda, Chromadorea, Rhabditida, Rhabditidae. The record is from the annotation of a GenBank genome assembly.
AUGGAUCCAUCGUUAUUACGACAAACGUUGGCUUUCCAAAAGAGCGCUGCUAAGAAUGUGUCAGUUCAGCAGAGACCUCAGGGAGGGCCAAGUGCUAGUCAUACAACAUAUAAUGCAGAAGCUGCGAAAAAAAAGAAAAAGACAACUCAGCCAAGUGCAAAGGGAAACCCUGAUUUUGAUUUUAAAACUGCUGUUUCAUAUUCAAAUGCAACAAAUUUCCAAAAUAUGGCUAAGAUUGUUGAUUACAUGAAGAAACGUCAUUUAAGUUCUCAACAAUGGGCUUUAUCAUUGGAAGAAAUUUUGGAUGAAAUACAGGUUCAUGACUUGUUGAAGAAAACUGAAAUAUGGUUGAAAGAGGCAUUAGCGAAAAACCCUAAGCUACAGGUCGAUGAAAAUGGAAAAUUCACAUAUCAACCUCCCUUCAAAAUUAAAAACAGAGCAUCUUUAGUGAGUGUCGUUCGAAAGUUUCACGAAGAUGGAAAAGGUGGAGUGUUGUUAUCACAAAUAAACGAAUGUAUUCCAAAUGCUGAUAAAGUUCUCGAGGCGAUAGGUAAAGAAAUAAUAGUAGUACCUACCCAAGUAAAUAAGAGAAAAGACAAAGUCGUUUUCUGGAAUGAUAUUGGUUAUGAUUUUCCAAUUGAUGACGAAUUCAAGGGAGUGUGGAGGAACGUAUCAGUUGAUCAUCUAGAUGAGAAAAAGAUUGAGGAAUAUUUACAAAAGCAUGGAAUAGAUGCUAUGAGAGAUCUCGCUCCAAAGAAAAUUUCUGGACCUCCUAAGCGGAAGACACCCAAGCGUAGAAAUAACGGAAAGGUCCAUAAUGAACAUCUUGAUGGAAUACUCAAGGAUUAUGAUGAAUAA